AUGAUUUCAAGUAUACGACGAGGACUCAAGAGAUGGAAUUUAACCGAUAGAGCUGAGACACAUAUUCAUGAAUUGACCACAUUAUGUUGCACAGCCUCUUUUGAGACACUUCGUAGGCUAGCAGGUGCUCACCUCCCCCACUGUUCACCCCUCUCUAUCCAUCUAUCUAUCUUCCUUUCAUCCUUCUUCCUUUUCUUUCUUCUGAUCUAUCUAUCUAUCUAUCUAUCUUGCAUCCAUCUUAUCUAUCUAUCUAUCUAUCUAUCUAUCUAUCUAUCUAUCUAUCUUUAUCUAUCUAUCUUGCAUCCUUCCUCCUUUCCUUUUCUUCUUAUCUCUAUCUAUCUAUCUAUCUAUCUAUCUAUCUAUCAUCUUGCAUGUUUCCUCCUUUCCUUUUAUUCUUAUCUAUCUAUCUAUCUAUCUAUCUAUCUAUCUAUCUAUCUAUCUAUCUAUCUAUCUAUCUAUCUAUCUAUCUUGCAUCCUUCCUCCUUUCCUUUUCUUCUUAUCUAUCUAUCUAUCUAUCUAUCUAUCUAUCUAUCUAUCUAUCUAUCUAUCUAUCUUGCAUGUUUCCUCCUUUCCUUUUAUUCUUAUCUAUCUAUCUAUCUAUCUAUCUAUCUAUCUAUCUAUCUAUCUAUCUAUCUAUCUUGCAUCCUUCCUCCUUUUCCUUUUCUUCUUAUCUAUCUAUCUAUCUAUCUAUCUAUCUAUCUAUCUAUCUAUCUAUCUUGCAUGUUUCCUCCUUUCCUUUUAUUCUUAUCUAUCUAUCUAUCUAUCUAUCUAUCUAUCUAUCUAUCUAUCUAUGUAUCUAUCUAUCUAUCUAUCUAUCUAUCUAUCUUCUAUCUCUUCCUCCUUUCCUUUUCCUAUCUAUCUAUCUAUCUAUCUAUCUACAUCUGUUAG
Messenger RNA from Acanthosepion pharaonis, 888 nucleotides. The record is from the annotation of a GenBank genome assembly. NCBI's taxonomy places the organism in Eukaryota, Metazoa, Mollusca, Cephalopoda, Sepiida, Sepiidae.